Messenger RNA from Glycine soja, 541 nucleotides. Its product is annotated as glycine-rich cell wall structural protein-like. NCBI's taxonomy places the organism in Eukaryota, Viridiplantae, Streptophyta, Magnoliopsida, Fabales, Fabaceae. The transcript has 2 exons. The coding region runs from base 55 to 342 and encodes 95 amino acids. The record is from RefSeq and is a predicted model, not a curated record.
AACACAGUCUAUAUACUUCACAACAACUCAUCUUUAUAUAACCUAAUUGCAUAGAUGAAUACCAAGCCCGUUUUCUUCUUGUGCUUCCUCUGCGCACUGCUUCUCAUCUCUGUUGUGGCAACUGAGCCAUCCAAAGAUGAGACACAAGCAGAAGAACCAAAGACACAGCCAGAUGCCUGGGGAAGAGGUGGAAGUGGGGGGCAUGAUGGAAGCUGGGGACACGGUGGAGACUGGGGGCAUGGCGGAGGAGGACACGGUGGAGGACAUGGCGGAGGAGGACACGGUGGAGGACAUGGCGGAGGAUGCAGAUGCUGCGGUCGAAAGGGCUGCAAAUGUUGCUGAAGUAAAAAUCACAAAUAUAUGAACUGAACACACUCAUAUACUUGAGUGUACUCCAUGUAAUAACUAGUAUAUAUGUAAGAAAUAAGAAAUAAAAGCAUGGACUCUAUCCGUGCUUGGGCUGGCAUAGGUUGAAUGUUUUCCGCCAACCAUGCAUGUAGUUGACACAUCUUUUUACUAUACAGCAUAUAUAUUUCUACCC